AUGUUCGUCCCAACUUUAAUCCUCUCCACAACAGCCCUCGCGGCUCUCGCGUCGGCACGGGGCACCAUUGUGGUAACCGUGGGACCCACGAUCCCGACCGACGCGCCCGAGUUUGUGCGCGAGGACCUGUUCACGUCGGCCGUGCUCAACUCGACCAACACGUACCGCACCCAACACAAUGCAACCGGCGUGACCUGGAACGCGACGCUCGAGGACUAUGCCUCGGACUACCUCAACGCGUCCGACUGCGCGUUUGCCCACAGCGGCGGCCCCUAUGGCGAAAACUUGGCCCUGGGCUGCUCCAAUGCCACGUCGUGCGUCGAGGCCUGGGGCGACGAGCGCAAGAGUUAUGAUUUUGGCGAUCCCCAGUUCUCCGAGGACACGGGGCAUUUCACCCAGCUCGUCUGGAAGAAUACCACGGAUGUGGGCUGCAGUCGCAAGCUGUGUGGUGAUUCCGGCUGGUAUCUGGCCUGCGAGUACUGGCCCCGCGGCAAUGUCGAGGGUCAGUAUAGCGAGGAGGUCAGUGCCGAGGAGGGAAGUGAUGCCACGAGAUAUAGGCCGCAAGUGGUUGCUAUCGUCGCUGCCAUUUUCGCCUUGCUGUCGGUAUUAUGA
This is a messenger RNA of Pestalotiopsis fici W106-1, 612 nucleotides long. RefSeq lists its product as uncharacterized. The transcript has a single exon. Gene Ontology annotation, cellular component: extracellular region. The coding region runs from base 1 to 612 and encodes 203 amino acids. NCBI's taxonomy places the organism in Eukaryota, Fungi, Ascomycota, Sordariomycetes, Amphisphaeriales, Sporocadaceae. The record is from RefSeq and is a predicted model, not a curated record.